Nymphaea colorata (pocket water lily) is the source of this 842-nucleotide messenger RNA. Its product is annotated as nuclear transport factor 2B. The record is from RefSeq and is a predicted model, not a curated record. NCBI's taxonomy places the organism in Eukaryota, Viridiplantae, Streptophyta, Magnoliopsida, Nymphaeales, Nymphaeaceae. Bases 161 to 532 code for a protein of 123 amino acids. The transcript has 2 exons. Gene Ontology annotation, cellular component: nuclear pore central transport channel. Gene Ontology annotation, biological process: nucleocytoplasmic transport.
CGCUUUUUUCCAUCAGUCUGCUCUUCCCCUUUCUGCAAAUAGGGGAGCGAGAGAAUAGGGAGGAAGCCCUUUAUCUCUGGUUUGUUGCUCUAGUCUUCGUCUCCUCUUCUUCUUCUUCAUCGCCAUCGUCGUCUCAUUGAGAAGAGAGACAGAAAGAGAGAUGGAUCCUGAUUCCCUGGCGAAGGCUUUCGUGGAGCACUACUACAGCACGUUCGACACGAACAGGGCGGGGCUGGCGAACCUCUACCAGGAGGGAUCAAUGCUGACUUUCGAGGGACAGAAGAUACAGGGAGCCCAGAACAUCGCCGCGAAGCUCACCUCCCUUCCUUUCCAGCAGUGCCAGCACAGCAUCACUACUGUCGACUGCCAGCCCUCCGGCCCCGCUGGCGGCAUGCUCGUCUUCGUCUCCGGCAAUCUCCAGCUCGCCGGCGAACAGCACCCCCUCAAGUUCAGCCAGAUGUUCCAUUUGAUGCCAACCCCCCAAGGAAGCUUUUACGUCUUCAAUGACAUAUUUCGGCUCAAUUAUGCUUAAAAUUCAACAUACUGUCGGCUUUGGAUGGUGAACCAUUUUUUGCGGGAUUUGCUUUGUAUUUUGUUGUGUUUGCCCAAAUUUGGGUUUGGUCUGCGUUUGGUUUCAUGAAGUUGGAUUUUGGAGCAUUCGGAAUCUUGAUGGGUUGAUAUUGUCUUUGGUUUGAGUUAUAGCUGCCGAGGGCCAUGAAGUUCUUUUAUUUCUGGACGCCAGCUAUAUGUCAAUGUUAAAAAGGCCAUCUGGUACUUUUGUUUUGGAAUCCAUCUAAAAGGUGGUAUUUGAGAGUAAAAUUUGAAGCUACUGUUUAGUCGAA